CCCCGUGCCGGCGCCAUGGCGGGCCCAGGCGGUGCCGACGGUGCCGGGGACGCCGGGGAUGUGCUGAGCGGCGGCAGCGAGCGGCGGUGCCGGGCGCGGCUGGCGGCGAAGGGCGCGGGGGGCGCGGCGGCGGCGGCCGCGGUGCUGGUGCCGCUGUGCUCGGUGCGCGGCCGCCCCGCGCUGCUCUUCACGCUGCGCUCCCGCCGCCUCGCCGGCCCCCACAGCGGCGACGUCAGCUUCCCCGGUGGGCGGCGGGACCCGGCGGACGGGGACGCGGUGGCCACGGCUCUGCGGGAGACGCGGGAGGAGCUGGGGGUGGCGGUGGCAGCCACCAGCGUCUGGGGACAGCUUCGGACGCUGCCCGACCGGCAUGGAAUGACCGUGGCGCCCGUCGUGGCCAACCUGGGGCCGCUGGAGGCCUUGACACUGAACCCCAACCCUGAUGAGGUGGAGGAGGUGUUCACCCUGCCCCUGGCCCACCUGCUCCGCGAGGAGAACCAGGGCUACACCCACUUCCGCACGGCCAGCGGCUACGGAUACACCCUGCCCGUGUUCCUCAACGGCCCCCACAAGGUCUGGGGGCUCACGGCCAUCAUCACCGAACUGACCCUGGAGCUGCUGCUGCCCGGCCGCUACCGCAGGAAGACCCACGUGCCCCCCCGGAAAGCCCCGGCCUGAGCGGGCAGGGGCGGCUGCAGGGUCCCUGUGCCUCGGUUCUCCACUGCACACAUGGAAACGGCUCCGAGCCCCGCAGGGAUGUCACACACUGUGAUUCAGUAAAAGCCAUGUUUGGAACUGC
Messenger RNA from Melozone crissalis (California towhee), 799 nucleotides. It is a transcript of the gene NUDT8, whose product is annotated as nudix hydrolase 8. The transcript has 4 exons. Gene Ontology annotation, molecular function: coenzyme A diphosphatase activity. The record is from RefSeq and is a predicted model, not a curated record. NCBI's taxonomy places the organism in Eukaryota, Metazoa, Chordata, Aves, Passeriformes, Passerellidae. Bases 16 to 678 code for a protein of 220 amino acids.